AUGGCUGAUGCUAGACAUUUACUGGUAUUAAAAUUAAUGGCUCCUGCUCUUUCAAAAUUUCCACCUUAUACGGGCCAAAAACCACCUGAUGAUUACUUGAAUAAAGUUAUUCAAUUAUGGGCAUAUCUUGAAGCAAUACAAAUGUAG
Dentiscutata heterogama is the source of this 147-nucleotide messenger RNA. The record is from the annotation of a GenBank genome assembly. NCBI's taxonomy places the organism in Eukaryota, Fungi, Glomeromycota, Glomeromycetes, Diversisporales, Gigasporaceae.